Messenger RNA from Varanus komodoensis (Komodo dragon), 2091 nucleotides. RefSeq names its product solute carrier organic anion transporter family member 1C1-like. NCBI's taxonomy places the organism in Eukaryota, Metazoa, Chordata, Lepidosauria, Squamata, Varanidae. Gene Ontology annotation, biological process: transmembrane transport; sodium-independent organic anion transport; bile acid and bile salt transport. The transcript is spliced from 14 exons. Bases 1 to 2091 code for a protein of 696 amino acids. Gene Ontology annotation, molecular function: bile acid transmembrane transporter activity; protein binding. The record is from RefSeq and is a predicted model, not a curated record. Gene Ontology annotation, cellular component: membrane.
AUGGAUGGAGAAAAGACCCCACAGCCGGCUAAAGAGAGCCCAUCAUCCUUGGACAAAAGCCCAGGGUUAACUCCUGUGAAGAGAACGUGUUUCUUGGUUUCAAAGCUAAAGAUAUUCCUUGCAGCGCUGGCCUUUUCUUUUUUUGCCAAAGGAUUUGCAGGAAGCUACAUGAAAAGCAUGUAUACUCAGAUUGAAAGGAGAUUCGAAAUCUCGUCAUCCCUGGUAGGACUGAUUGAUGGAAGCUUUGAAAUAGGAAACUUGUUGGUGAUAAUACUGGUGAGUUACCUUGGACCAAAAGUUCAUCGUCCAAAGGUCAUUGCUGCUGGGUGCCUGGUCAUGUCGCUCGGGUCAUUUGUAAUGGUGGUGCCUCACUUCAUCAUGGGGCGUUACAAUUACAAAAGCAUUGCGAUGGCUGCGGCCAAUUCUUCCGAAAGCAUUCCGGCGUGUGCUUCUGCCUCUCCUCCUCACCAUGCAGUUAUUGACAUGGGAAGUUCUGGAAACGCAACUACUUCUGAUUGUGAAAAGAUGGCCAGUUCUUACCUGUGGCUCUUUGUGCUUGCUGGCAACCUUCUACGUGGAAUUGGAGAAGCUCCGAUAAUGCCUCUCGGAAUGUCUUACAUUGAUGAUUUUGCCACGGAAGAAAACUCUGCCUUUUAUAUAGGGACGGUACGAGCAUCUGGGCUGUUUGGACCAACCUUUGGCUUCAUGCUUGGAUCCUUCUGUGCUAAUCUCUGGGUUGACAUUGGAGUGGUGGAUGUCGGUACAUUGACCAUCACUUCUAAGGAUAUGCGCUGGGUUGGAGCCUGGUGGCUGGGCGUUCUUCUGUGCGGAGUGGUCAGUUUCAUGGCCUCCUUUCCUUUCUGGAACUUGCCGCGUUCGUUGCCAAAACAAGGAGAGGGAAAGAACGUUAAGAAGUCAAGUGACAUAUUUACGAUCACCAAAGAUAGCCAUAGCAAAGCGGCAUUGCCAAAACCACCACAGUUGAAACUCUCAGAAGCAGUAAAAGAAUUUUUCCCUGUGUUGAAGAAACUACUUGGAAACUCCAUCUUUCUAGUCUAUUUGUUCGCCACAAUCCUACACUACAAUUCUAUCGUUGGCGUAAUAACUUAUGAGCCGAAGUUUAUGGAACAGCAGUUUAACAUAUCUAUUUCAAGAGCCACCUUUCUUAUUGGUGUGAUUUUUCUACCCAUCACCGUUGUGGGGAUGUUCCUCGGAGGUUUUAUCAUCAAAAAGUUCAAGCUGCACACCACAACAAUGGCAAAGUUUGGGUGCAUCACCUUAACGACCUACUUCUUGUUAAGCCUGCUUUACUUUCUGUCUGACUGUGAAGUGCUUCAGGUGGCUGGAUUGACUGUCAACUACUCUGGCAUAAAAGAACCGUCCUUCUCAAAGGAAAAUUUGGUGUCUGCCUGCAACGCUGACUGCAGCUGUGAGGAAGGCUACUGGGAUCCUGUUUGUGGAAGUAAUGGCAUCACUUACAUCAGUGCCUGCUUGGCAGGUUGCAGAACUUCAACGGGAAGUGGAAAGGAUAUGGUUUUUCACAACUGCAGUUGCGUGGGACUUUCAGGACCUGGAAAUUUUUCUACUGUUUUGGGUCAGUGUCCAAGGGAUAAAUGUACUAAAACAUUUCCUUAUUUUUUAGCUUUGCUGGCCACGUUAGCAUUUACUGUAUCCUUGGGAGCAACACCCACAUACAUGAUUAUGUUCAGGUCAGUUUCACCUGAGUUAAAAUCUUUUGCUGUUGGCAUCGAAACGUUGUGUGGAAGGAUACUAGGAGGACUCCCGGCUCCUAUUUAUUUUGGAGCUUUGAUUGAUACAACCUGCUUGAAAUGGGGCGUGAAAACCUGUGGCGGAUCGGGAUCUUGCAGGGUUUACAAUACACGAGCGUUCAGAAACAUCUAUCUUGGACUCAACCUUUCACUCAAAUUUGGAUGCAGCCUCCUCUACAUCAUUCUCUGCAUUCUAAUUAGGAAUCGAUUCAGACAGGACAGCGAAGGGGCAAAGGCUACUGAAAACUUGCCAACAACCAAUCUGAAGAAAGAAGAACCCACUUGUACGGAGACAUCAGUAAAUAGAGUCACCCGCUUGUGA